AUGAGAAGAAGUACCCGUUCAAAACUUAAAAUUCUUAAUAAUAUCAAGCCUCUUGCUAAAUACAAUAACACUACUUCAAAUCGAAGUUCUAAAAGUCAAAGCUCUGAUAGUCAAACUGUACAAAGAACAAAUCCUAAACGCCGUAAAAUGAAAGUGUCGAAUGUUGAGGAAUUGGAAGAAAAUGUUGAUGUGAUGGAAUCUGAAACUGUAUUUAGCGAAAAAUAUGAUGAUCAAUCUGUUUUAAAUGAAAAUAACAAAGAUGAUGAUUCCCUUUUUAAAAAUCCUAAUCCAAAUAUG
Molecule: messenger RNA, 297 nt
Organism: Funneliformis caledonium
Lineage: Eukaryota; Fungi; Glomeromycota; Glomeromycetes; Glomerales; Glomeraceae
Source: the annotation of a GenBank genome assembly